AAGCAUCCACGUGAAACAAGCUGCCGGCUCGUCUGCCUGGCGCCUGCUAUAUCAGACUGUGCCUUCCGCCUCACCAAACGCCACCAAUGGGGCGCCGCGUCAAACGUCAAGCCGUGAACAGGGCCUGUUCACAGUGCCUCCACAAUGCAUUCGCAAGGCAUAGAAACGUGGAUUGAAGAUUCCCGUUGCCCUGUAACGGUUGGGCCCCAGCGUAAAGAUGACCCAAGGUUGAGUGCGUGAAGCAAAUGUCGGGAAAGAGCCUCCUCGGCAAACCCAGCAUUCACGCACCAUUAUCCUUGUCAUGCGCCUCCUUUCUUGCCCAAUGUGGCCGCUCUAGGCUUCUCUUCCUUUAUUCCCUGUACUUUUGCACCUAUCUCUGCGUUCUGUAUCGCCAACCGCCUAAAUGACGGAGGAUUCGAAGAAGAGAAUUGACCCGGAAGACCUUCGUCUUUACGGCCUGGCUCUCAACAACCGAUGGUCGACACGGCAGCUCUAUCAUCAUGUGGCUCCCGAAGUCCCUAUAUUUGUCUACGGCUCACUGAUGCUGCCGUGGGUUGUUGCCAAAGUUUUGGGCAUUGUGGAAGGAACGAAGGGUGUUGAGGAGACCACAAAACGCAUGACUCGUGCUACACUAAGGUGUCAUUUUAGAGUGACGAUUAAGCUCGAGAAUACUCCAACAAUCGUAAAGACGAAAAAGGAGGCGGCUGUGGAUGGGAUGCUCCUUGGUAGACUCGAUCCACAAAUGGCUUCCAAGAUCGAGGAAUACAUUGGGCCGGGGGAGCAUAGGAAACAGCUAGAAGAGGUUGAAGUGGAAACGGACAGCGGCGAAACUAUCAUCGUCUGUGCUUACAUGUACGUAUGGAAAGGGUCUACGGACGCUCUGAUCCCGAAGAGCUGGACGCCGAUGGAUUAUAUGCGAAGCCGAGCCGGUCUUCCGGAAGAACAGGCCGUAGAGACAGCAGCGCUAGGGUAGCCUCACCGAUGCAACAAAUUCAGAACACGACGUGGGAAGCCGGGGGGAUACUUCUAGGGGAAGCGUUCCUCCACGAGAUUUCCAUGCUCACUAUGGACUUCUCUUCCGAAUACCGCCGCAGAAGAGAUAUCGCAG
Molecule: messenger RNA, 1108 nt
Organism: Trematosphaeria pertusa
Lineage: Eukaryota; Fungi; Ascomycota; Dothideomycetes; Pleosporales; Trematosphaeriaceae
Exons: 1
Coding region: 404-973 (189 amino acids)
Source: RefSeq, a predicted model, not a curated record